AUGAAUAAGAAACAUUCAUGUUUACAAGAUUUUGUUGUUUGUCUUGGUGAAAUUAAGUCACCACAAGUAUCUUUAAUAGAUGAUAAAUCAGUGAUUUGGAAAUUAUUACAAUAUUUGCAAAUUCUAUUAAAUGUACAACAUCGUAGACUGGUCUAUGGUUUUUUAACUAAUUUUACAACUAUAACAUUUUUUUAUGUUGAAAAGAAUUUGUGUUCGAAUUCAUAUAAAUACUAUCAAAGUCAAAAUUUGAAAAUGUUUCAUUAUUUAUCUGAAACAUCAUCAUCUAUUGAUAUGAUAACAACAAAUGAACAAUUAAGAAAAGCCUAUUUUAAUAAAGAUACAUGGAAAAUAUUUACAAAGUUUUUAACAAUAAAUAUUGAUUUUUAUGAUUAUAUAGCAUUGAAUAUAAAUCCUCUUGAUGAUUUACUUGGUGAUAGAUAUAACAUAAGAAGAAAAUUAGGAAGAGGUACUAUUAAAAUGGUGUUUUUAUUAGAAAAAAAUGAAGAUAAUUAUUCAAAUGAUGAUUUACAACAUUGUGUAAUGAAAAUUUUAACACAUAGUGCAUAUAUGCCAUACAUGCCAAAUGAAGUCAAAACAAUCCAACAAUUAAAACAAAUGAAUAAUUUAGACAAAUUUAAUUUAUUUUUUGAAGAUCUUCUAUAUGCGUCACCUUCAGGUAACAUUUGUCUAGAGAUUUUUUCUUAACGUUUCCUAGUUAAACGCGAAAAUAUAAAAAAAGAACGUGUGUAUCAGAGGUGGGAUCGGUUGGCAUUUUUGCCAAACCGAACCGACCGUAACCGAAAAAAUCUCUAACCGAACCGAACGUAACCGACCGAAUUUUUUAAAAUUUCUAACCGAACCGACCGUAACCGAAAAAAUCUCUAACCGAACCGAAUAUAACCGACCGAAUUUCAAAAAUUUCGUAAUCGAACCGAGUUUAGAGAAAGCGAAGUUUAGCUUAUGUUAAUUAGGGUAUUAGUGCUUUAUAAAUUAGCAACAACAAAUCUAACAGUAGCAACUAUGAGCAAUCAACAUCUAGAGAAAGUAACGAAGAAAGAUUAUUUAUUGAAUCCUCUUACUGUAUUAUAACUUUCUUACCUCUCACAACAAAUUUAAAAAACAUGUGAGAUAAUACGAGUUACGAACAACAGCUAAUUGGUGUACGAUUACACUCUUUUUUCUUCUUAUGUCUCAAAAAGUCCAUCGAACUCAAAUCAAAAGAUUAUGUCGAUUCUUUCUAACCGAACCGAACGUAACCGACCGAAUUUUUUAAAAUUUCUAACCGAACCGAUCGUAACCGAAAAAAUCCCUAACCGAACCGAAUGUAACCAACCGAAUUUUUUAAAAAUCUCGAAUCGAACCGAUUUCGGUUACGGUCGGUCGGUUCGGUUCGGUUUUUAACCGAACCGGUCCCAUCUCUGCUACCUUACACAAAAUCGAUAAUUUUGAUAAAGUCGAAUUUAGAAAAUAAACUUUUCGUUUUCUACAUACAAUAGAAAUAUGAAGAACAUGUUAUGUCCUUUCGAUCGGCGAAAAUGUUUACUCGUCAAUUCCCUAUCUUUGAAAAAUAUCACCAUAGCUACACAAAUAGUAGACAGUAGAAUCCAAAAUGAAUCCUUAAUUCUUCAUUGAGGAGACAAAGAAGAGAGGCGAACAACGAGAAUAUGGUUUUUUUCUAAACCUUAUCAUAUCUCUUCGUAACAUUCGUAAAAACUAACCACAAAGACUAAAUCAGAGCAGAUCAAAGAGUAUUUAUGUAACAGUGGGAUUUCUUAAACUAAUGAAAAUAUAAUAACUGGUGAUUACUUCUGUAGCAGCUACUUUAUCGAAUCUUUUUCAUGUAGACUUCUGGAAUAUAAAUGUGUGCAUUAUCACCUUUUAGCAGAAAAAUUUUCCUGAGGGUGGGUGUGGGUGUGAGUGUGGGUGUGGGGUGGGGUGUGGGCGUUGGUGGGUGUGGGUGUGUGUAUUGUUGUCCGCUCAUACCUACACCCACACUCACACCCACACCCUCUCUUCUCAUCGCCAUGCGUAACAAGCAUAAAUUGAUCUAGCUGUUUCUCUCAUUAAAUACGUUCUAUGCAAACCGCCCUUAUUUUCGUUGCAUAUGAUGGUAUCGAUCAUAUACAUGUGCAUACUACAUACCUACAUACAACCUUGGAUCUUACGGCCAUGACAUUAAAUAUUCCAUUGGUGGUUGGCCUAG
Messenger RNA from Rotaria sp. Silwood1, 2203 nucleotides. The record is from the annotation of a GenBank genome assembly. NCBI's taxonomy places the organism in Eukaryota, Metazoa, Rotifera, Eurotatoria, Philodinida, Philodinidae.